Molecule: messenger RNA, 420 nt
Organism: Pseudovirgaria hyperparasitica
Lineage: Eukaryota; Fungi; Ascomycota; Dothideomycetes; Acrospermales; Acrospermaceae
Exons: 1
Coding region: 95-325 (76 amino acids)
Source: RefSeq, a predicted model, not a curated record
GGUUUGACAAGGUGUGCGUUCCGUGUGUCUGUGUACUUAGUGGAUGCUGGAGGUUGUCUAUUAUUUCGACUGUCUGCUCUGCUAUUUGCUUUGCAUGCUGUGGAUUCUGGCUUGCUUCCUCGUGCGUGGGCUGGCUGCUCCUGUGGGUUUAUAUAUGUUGACGCUGGCAAGUGAUGGUGCCCGACUGAGUGAGUCGACGUGCGCUCCAGGUGUUGAGAGGUCUUCAUCCGCGCAGUAUGCGGACGUCAGGCCCGACCUCACUCCCAGACACUCACUUCCUCGCAUCCCCCCCUUUUCCGCACAAAUCAGACACCCGUCCAUAUAACACACCACCCCUCACCCCGCCAACGGAUUCGCAUGCACCGUCACCCCCUUAACCACAACCCUCCCCCUCGGCCUCCCCUUCCCAUCAACCUCCAC